GCUACUGUACAACAGACGCGAAAGUGGAGAUCCAAUAACAAACGCGCAAGCUAGAAUCAUCACGAUACGUAAAUGGCAAGAACGGUGGAGACGGCAAGAACAUGUAAAUUUUUAUCUCUCUCAGUUUUUCACUGGACAUGGACUUUUUAACGACUACCUGCAUCGUCUCAAGCUGACAAACACACCGCAG
Molecule: messenger RNA, 190 nt
Organism: Acanthoscelides obtectus
Lineage: Eukaryota; Metazoa; Arthropoda; Insecta; Coleoptera; Chrysomelidae
Source: the annotation of a GenBank genome assembly